UAGAGUUGAAGUAAAAAUUAUACUCCAUUAAAGUUUUUAGAGGACCGGCUAGGAUCGCCGUAAGGGAGUAAACCGAAAAUUUUACCCUUAUGGCGGUAUUGGGUAUCGGUUAGAAAUGUCCUAACCGUGCAAAAUAAGCACAGUAGUGUAAAUGUAUUGUUUUAGAUUGUGAAGCAGGAGACCAGUUGCUUCUUUUACCGUGUGCCGCUCACUGAACCAGUUGCAACUUCAGAGACACCGGACACCGGAGAGAGACAGGGGUGAAGAUGCAGGUUGCAGCUGGCUCGCAGGGCUCACAGGCGGUGAUGGAGAGGGGCGACCAGCAGAGCGCCAAGAAACCAAGGCUGGCUGCUGAGCCGCUCCUCCAUGCCCCAGUGAAGCAGGAGAUCGUCGUGCAUCAACCGGCCGGAGACGCCACUGAAGAUCUCCAGGACGCCGCCGAGCUGACCGCUGACGGAAUGGCCGUGGACGCGCGCCGACCCGUACGUCACCCGAACCAGCGCGGGGACGUCGCCUGCCCCCGCUCGGGUGGUAUACGGCCAAGGGCUUGCCCCCCGGAAGUCACGAGCCAUCGCAUCCAGACACGGCACCGAUGGCGGCGAAGGUGCUCCAGCUCCGUAGCUCCGACGGCAAGGUGCUCGUCGCUCCGGCGUGGGACUAUCGCCCGGCCGCCGCCCAAGCCCUCCCGCUGGAGAUGCGGGUGCCCUCGCGCGUCCUCGAGAGGGUGCUCCAGUACUGGACCAAGCACAGCCUGGCCAAGGCCACCGGUGAGUCCCGGGAGUCCCUCGCCCGCUGGGACGCCGACUUCCAGCGCCGUCUCCAGGAAGACGGCCUCGCCAAGGAGGCCGCCGCAGCCGCCCAAGAACUCCGCCGCUACGGCGUCGACCAUGGAGGGCGUCCCCAUCGCCACGCCGCCACGGCCGCAUCUGAUGUCGCUGCUCCUGCCAAGGCGGCCCGUGCUGAUCCCGUCCGUGUCUGGUGUGUCAACCACGGAGAACGCAGCCAUGCGCCGGCGAUGCCCGGCUCCUUGGAUGCCUCUGAUAUUGCCUCCGCCGCGCGCCCUGGGCCUGCCACCACCUUGCCGGCUGCUGCUGGUGCUGACCCCGUGGAUGUCCGGUGCGCCAUCCGUGCCCGUGGACGCCAGAUGGCUGAAGACGAGGAGUCCGCUUGCCACCACCGCAAGCGCCCGGCUUCCAAGGCUCCACUCUGCCUGCCUGCCACUGCUGUUGCGCCCGUGAAGAAGGUCUCUCGUCCCGUCGCUUCCAAGGCUCGCUCUUUCGUCGGCUCUACACCACUGCCUGGCAUUGCUGCUGCGCCCGGUGUGAAGAAGGCGACUCCAGCAGCUUCAACUCUGCGCGCUCGACGAGGGAUGGGGGAGCUCAGCUGCAAGAUUCCGAAGCAAAACCGUGUCACCGCUGCAGCACCAAGGAAGCAACCAAUUCCUUGGCUGCGUCCAGUGGUAUUACGCCCUGCUUGCUAGUCUUUUAUAGCUUCCUGAACCAUGCACACAUGAGUUUCAUUUAAUCUUUGCAUCUCUAGGUUCUGCACUUAAUCACCAAGAUUUCUAGUGUUCUUUGAAUUCCUUUCAGUCAUUAGUAAUUUUACAAGAGUCUCAGCAGAGUCUCCAUCUAGCUAGGCAGCAAAAACCUUGUUAAGAUGUGUACGACAUAGUUACCACUGCAUCCAUACCUGGUCCUAAGUUAAGGGUUUAAGUAAAUAAAGGGCAUCUUCAAUAAAUCAAAGUGAAGCAGAUGAGCCAAAAAAAUUGGAAACUCAUGUACUGCAAUUCCGGCACGAGACAGCGUAAAACGCACUCGCCGCAAAAUCCAAAAUGCCUGUUUGCUACCCGGCUUGUAGCAGGAAAAAGGAGUAGAAUUGAACUUGUCGAUACACACGUAAUCAUGUGAGCUGCCUAGCAUUUGGAGACUAUGCUGACUCUCCUGUAAAAUUAAUCUUGGCUGAAUUGAUUCUUAGGCAUUGGCAUCUUAGUGAGUUAAAGUAGCAGUUUCCGAAGAGUAACAUUGGUUAGUGAACUCUUGUGUGUAUGUGUGGGUGAAGCUUUCAGCUAAGCAAGUCCUUGAUGUACUGACUAUCAAGUCAUACUGUAAUCAAUUUUGGAUAUGAAUGAGAAAAUUGUUGGCCUGAA
Aegilops tauschii subsp. strangulata is the source of this 2146-nucleotide messenger RNA. RefSeq lists its product as uncharacterized. The record is from RefSeq and is a predicted model, not a curated record. Lineage: Eukaryota; Viridiplantae; Streptophyta; Magnoliopsida; Poales; Poaceae.